Molecule: messenger RNA, 1116 nt
Organism: Scaptodrosophila lebanonensis
Lineage: Eukaryota; Metazoa; Arthropoda; Insecta; Diptera; Drosophilidae
Gene: Rho1
Product: ras-like GTP-binding protein Rho1
Exons: 5
Coding region: 149-727 (192 amino acids)
Biological process (GO): cell migration; small GTPase-mediated signal transduction
Molecular function (GO): GTPase activity; GTP binding
Source: RefSeq, a predicted model, not a curated record
AAAUUUCGAAUUUUUAAUUGUAUUAGGUUUUAUACGAAAUAAAUAUCGGUAGCAGUAUAAGAAAUAACAUAUUUGUGCCAUUUUUUAAACAACAUAAGUGUCGAAUUCGUACGUACUGAGUGUUGCAAAUAUACUUAAAUAACUCCCAAUGACGACGAUUCGCAAGAAAUUGGUAAUUGUCGGCGAUGGUGCCUGCGGUAAAACUUGCCUUCUGAUUGUCUUUAGUAAAGACCAAUUUCCAGAGGUCUAUGUACCGACCGUCUUCGAGAAUUAUGUUGCCGAUAUCGAAGUCGAUGGCAAACAGGUGGAGUUGGCCUUAUGGGAUACGGCUGGUCAGGAGGACUACGACAGACUUCGACCACUGAGUUAUCCCGACACGGAUGUUAUUCUUAUGUGUUUCUCAGUGGACUCACCCGAUUCACUAGAAAAUAUCCCUGAAAAAUGGACGCCAGAGGUCAAACAUUUUUGUCCGAAUGUUCCAAUCAUUCUGGUAGGAAAUAAGAAAGAUUUACGAAAUGAUCCCAACACAAUUCGGGAUCUCGCAAAAAUGAAGCAGGAGCCGGUUAAGCCGCAAGAGGGACGCGCUAUGGCUGAGAAAAUUAAUGCCUUUGCCUAUUUGGAAUGUUCGGCCAAGUCCAAAGAGGGCGUGCGAGAUGUGUUUGAGACAGCAACCAGAGCUGCAUUGCAAGUCAAAAAGAGGAAGAAGACCAAAUGCCUUUUGCUCUAAAAGAGCAAAUAACAAACUCUACACAUUACAAAUCAUACAUACACACACACAGACCUUUUACAACAAUAACCACUACUACAGCAACAACAACAUGCGAAAUCCUGCAAAUAUAAACCCACAGCAGAAGAAAAGAAAAACAAAAUCAAAAACAAAAACCAGCCACUCACAUGUAUACACAUUUUUGUAAAACUCUGCACAACAACAACAAAAACGGCAACUAUAAUUACAAACUGGCAAACUGGCAAACUGUCAAAUGCGGAUUUGAUUUUAUAUACAGUCUAAAGUAGUUAUUAACCGAAAGAAAACAAUAAAACAUUGCAUUAUUAUUUGUAUCUUAAGGCAUAAAUCAGUCAACAACAACUACAACAAAAUAUAUAUGUAUACAUUUA